CGCCUGCCGGCUGCCCCGAGCGCCGUCACCGGCGCCGCCGCACCUCGACCUCCGCCCGCCGAGCCGCGCGUGCAUCUGUCCGUCUUCCUCGGUUGCUUCUUACGAUUUUUCUUUCUCUCUCUCUCUCUCUCUCUUUUUUUUUUUUGCACGCAACCUUUUUCUGUUCCGUUUUGUCCUUUUUAAGGCGGGGGCGGCGGCAACGUAAGCUCGGGGCGGGGAGGGGGCGGCCGGAGGAUGCGGCGCGGGGCUGCGCUCGCUACGUCCGCAGCUGCUGCCCGGCUCGGGCCUGAGCGCCGAGCAGAGUCCCAAGUGAUGGUGGUUUACGCGGAGGACGAGCAGAGCCCUGCACACCUGGUUAGCACGGUGGAGCCCGUAGCGGCACCUGCUGGCCGGUGGGUGUGAACCGAGGGAUCUCAGUGUCUCAAGCCAAGAGGAAGCAUGUCUAAGAAGAGCCGGAACAAGGGCGAGAGGCCCGAGAUGGAGGCUGACGCCGUGCAAACGGCUAACGAGGAGCUGCGGGCCAAGCUGACGAGCAUUCAGAUCGAGUUCCAGCAGGAAAAGAGCAAGGUGGGCAAACUGCGCGAGCGGCUGCAGGAGGCCAAGCUGGAGCGGGAGCAGGAACAGCGGCGGCACACGGCCUACAUCUCGGAGCUCAGGGCCAAGCUGCACGAGGAGAAGACCAAGGAGCUGCAGGCGCUGCGCGAGGUGCUCAUCCGGCAGCACGAGCAGGAGGCGGCGCGCACGGCCAAGAUCAAGGAGGGCGAGCUGCAGCGGCUGCAGGCCACGCUGAAUGUGCUGCGGGACGGCGCGGCCGACAAGGUCAAGACGGCGCUGCUGGCCGAGGCACGAGAGGAGGCGCGCAGGACCUUUGAUGGUGAGCGCCUGCGGCUGCAGCAGGAAAUCCUGGAGCUCAAGGCUGCACGCAAGCAGGCGGAGGAGGCGCUCAGCAACUGCAUGCAGGCCGACAAGACCAAGGCGGCGGACCUGCGCGCUGCCUACCAGGCACACCAGGACGAGGUGCACCGCAUCAAGCGCGAAUGCGAGCGUGACAUCCGCAGGCUGAUGGAUGAGAUCAGAGGGAAGGACCGUGUGAUUCUGGCCUUGGAGAAGGAACUGGGGGUUCAGACGGGUCAGACCCAGAAGCUGCUUCUUCAGAAGGAGGCUUUGGAUGAGCAGUUGGUUCAGGUCAAAGAGGCAGAACGGUACCACAGUAGCCCAAAGAGAGAGCUCCCGCCUGGGAUAGGGGACAUGGCAGAGCUCAUGGGCAUCCAGGAUCAACAUAUGGAUGAGCGAGACGUGCGGCGAUUCCAGCUAAAAAUUGCCGAGCUGAACUCGGUGAUACGGAAGCUGGAGGACAGAAAUACCCUACUGGCAGACGAGAGGAACGAACUGCUGAAACGUUCCCGGGAGACCGAGGUCCAGCUGAAGCCCCUUGUGGAGAAGAACAAGCGAAUGAACAAGAAGAAUGAGGAUUUGCUACAGAGCAUCCAGAGGAUGGAGGAGAAAAUCAAGAACCUCACAAGGGAAAAUGUGGAAAUGAAAGAAAAGCUGUCUGCCCAGGCGUCUCUGAAGCGACACACUUCCUUGAAUGACCUCAGCCUGACCAGGGACGAGCAGGAGAUCGAGUUCCUGCGGCUGCAGGUGCUGGAGCAGCAGCAUGUCAUCGACGACCUCUCACUGGAGAGGGAACGGCUCCUGCGCUCCAAAAGACAUCGCGGGAAAAGUCUGAAGCCCCCCAAGGUAAGCCCGCAGUGGUGCAUCUGUCCCGCUUUGUGGCCCCGCCCAGGCUGCAGCGCGGAUGGUCCAGGAGCAGGGAAAUGGACCCAGGGCCUGUGGCAGGGCAGUGCCAGGAGGGCGGCCCCCAGAGAAUGCACCAGCGCGGAAGCUGUCCUGGGUGCCGACGGUGCCAGCCCAGAUCUUGGAAACCGGCUGCUCUCAGCCCCUGGAUCUGCCCUGGAGCUGGCCGCCGGAGGCUGA
Molecule: messenger RNA, 1977 nt
Organism: Leptonychotes weddellii (Weddell seal)
Lineage: Eukaryota; Metazoa; Chordata; Mammalia; Carnivora; Phocidae
Source: RefSeq, a predicted model, not a curated record